CUUGUCAUCUGAUCCAAGCCCCGUUCCACUUUAGAUUAUCCGGCCUGUGGGACCGUGUGUGCUGCGAGGAACCAGGCGGCACCAUGAAGCUCUACAGCCUGAGCGUUCAUUAUAAAGGAGCUACCAAAGCCAACCUCUUGAAAGCGGCGUACGAACUCUCCUCUUUCAGCUUCUUUCAGAAAUCCAGCAUCCAGGAGUUCAUGUCCUUCACCAGUGCCUUGAUUGUUGAACGGACAACAGUUGGAACUCGUGCCUCUGUCAAAGAACAAGAGUACCUAUGUCAUGUGUACGUGAGGAAUGAUAACCUGGGUGCGGUGGUCAUAGCUGACACAGAAUAUCCACAGAGAGUCUGCUUCACACUGCUUGACAAGGUGCUAGAAGAGUUUUCCAGACAGGUGGACAGGAUAGACUGGCCCUCUGGUAACCCCGACACCGUUAACUACAAAGCCCUAGACAUUCUCCUUGCCAAAUAUCAGAAUCCAAGGGAAGCAGAUGCAAUGUCAAAAGUGCAGGCGGAGCUGGACGACACAAAGAUCAUUUUGCACAAGACCAUGGAAAGUCUGUUGGAGAGAGGAGAGAAACUGGACGACCUCGUGGCCAAGUCAGAGCACCUGGGGACCCAGUCCAAAGCCUUUUAUAAGACAGCGAGGAAACAGAACUCCUGCUGCGAGAUCAUGUGAUGUCUCCGCCUCGUCCUCACGGACACGCCUCUUAUCAGUCUAAUCUGUCAUUGCCUUCCUGCUCAUCCCGAUCCUACAUCCCCCAUCGAGCGCCGGCCGCACGAUCUCAACGCCACAUGAGGAAGGUUAGCUUCCACCGCGAUAUUCACCGAUGGGGGCUGGAGGAGCGAUUCGGGUCCGAGGAACAUUCUGCAGGACGAACCCGCGUGUCGUUGUCUUUUGAUGACGUGUCGUCAUCUGGAUUGCGUCAUGUCUUAAAUGUGGCUUUUUGUUUUCCAGUGACAUGGCAAACAAAAGCAUUUGCUACUCAUCAGCUUCAUAUUGUUCAUUGAACUUGCUGACAUUCCCGCUGUGGCUGAUUGUGUUUGUCUGCUGUUAACGCAGAGUGAACAUGUAUCCCCCUCUAUCACAAUGUUGGUUAAUGAUAAGGACGCUAUGCCCAAAUCGAUUUUUUUGCCCUAAAACACAAAAAUGGAUUUAUUAAUUUGGCCGAGGGACACUCAAACGUUCCCCUGCUGCACUUUUUUUUUUUUAAUCUUCAGAAUGAAUUCGAUUUGUCUGCUCUCAUCCAGUCAAGGUGCAAACAUGCCUUUGGUUGUAUUUUAGAUGAGUUCUUUGCUUUCCGCCGUGUGUAUGUUUAUGCACGACAUGUGUAUGGCUGAAUUAAUGCGUGACUGCGCUUGUGUGUUUCUGGCUUUUACAGUGUAAACUCUUGUGCAAUACCUACACGGACUGGUGUCUCUUAACAAAGCGGAAAUGUUGCUCAUAAGUGGUCAGCAAACUGGCCUUUGUACACUUGUCUUAUGAGUACUGUGACUCCCCCACAUGAAGCCUGUGCAGGGUUGAUUCUUGAUUUAAUAAAUACUUAUCUGGGUUCAAA
Molecule: messenger RNA, 1560 nt
Organism: Hippocampus zosterae (dwarf seahorse)
Lineage: Eukaryota; Metazoa; Chordata; Actinopteri; Syngnathiformes; Syngnathidae
Gene: ykt6
Product: YKT6 v-SNARE homolog (S. cerevisiae)
Exons: 7
Coding region: 84-680 (198 amino acids)
Biological process (GO): endoplasmic reticulum to Golgi vesicle-mediated transport
Cellular component (GO): Golgi apparatus
Molecular function (GO): SNAP receptor activity
Source: RefSeq, a predicted model, not a curated record